CUACAUUUGUUGAUAGCAUAUCCAGGAAAGCGAAUUUAGGGCUUGUUUUUUCUUCAAAGUUUGGAUUAGAUAUUUGAUUUUGAAAAAUUGAAACGUCCACGUAAGACGAGGUUCCGCACCAAUUCCAUUUUCCUCUUUGGCGAGUCACUGCCAGCCAAGCCUAAAACCAAAUGGCUUCUUCUUCUUCUUCUUCUUCAACUCCAGCGACGACCACGACGACGACCGCGACGACGCCGUCUUCCGCCAUGAAAAGAGUCGCGCUCAUUCUCACAACGUCGUGCCGGGGCUUUCCUCUUCUCUUCCUCCUCCUGAUUUCCACCAACAUCACCGCCGGCGUCGCUCUCGACAACGCCGUCUUGAGCGUCAAGUACAAAUACGCCGGCCGGGACCGCACUCUCAGCGCCCUAAAAGCUCACGACACCAAACGCACUCUCCGAUUUCUCGCCGGCGUCGAUCUCCCUCUCGGCGGCUCGGGCCGCCCUGACGCCGUUGGAUUAUACUAUGCUCAAAUUGGAAUAGGAACACCUCCUAGAGACUACUAUGUACAAGUUGAUACUGGAAGUGAUAUUAUGUGGGUCAACUGUAUUCAAUGCAAGGAUUGCCCUCAAAGAAGCUCACUUGGUUUUGAGCUAUCACUAUAUGAUAUCAAGCAGUCUUCCACUGGUAAACUGAUUCCUUGUGAUCAAGAGUUUUGCAUGGCGGUGAAUAAUGGUCCAUUGGCUGGAUGUACGGCCAAUAUGUCAUGUCCUUAUUUACAAAUUUACGGAGACGGCACCUCCACUGCUGGUUACUUUGUCAAAGAUAUUGUGUUGUAUGACCAAGUGUCGGGUGACCUCAAGACUAGCUCUUCCAAUGGGAGCGUCAUUUUUGGGUGUGGUGCUACACAAUCUGGUGAUAUAGGCUCAUCUGGUGAAGAAGCACUUGAUGGAAUUCUUGGCUUUGGAAAGUCCAAUUCAUCCAUAAUUUCACAGCUAGCUUCAUCAGGAAAAGUGAAGAAGAUGUUUGCUCACUGCUUAGAUGGAAAGAAUGGAGGCGGUAUCUUUGCUAUUGGGCGUGUUGUGCAGCCGAAAGUUAACAUGACUCCAUUGGUACCAAACCAGCCGCACUACAAUGUCAAUAUGAAGGCAGUUCAAGUUGGCCAUGCUUUCCUAAAUAUUUCUACAGAUGUAUUUGAAGCGGGAGAUAGAAAAGGGACUAUAAUUGACAGCGGUACAACUUUGGCCUAUCUUCCAGACGUGGUGUACGAGCCCUUAGUAAGUAAGAUCUUAUCUCAGCAGCCUGAUUUGAAAAUUCACACUCUUCGUGGCGAGUAUACAUGCUUUGAGUACUCGGGAAGUGUUGAUGAUGGAUUUCCUGCAGUCACCUUUGAUUUUGAAAAUUCACUUUCUUUGAAGGUUUAUCCACAUGACUACUUGUUCCCCUCUGAAGGCUUUUGGUGCAUUGGUUGGCAAAACAGUGGGUUGCAAUCCAGGGAUACUAAGAACUUGACCCUUUUGGGAGAUUUGGUACUUUCGAAUAAGCUAGUGUUGUAUGAUCUUGAAAAUCAAGUCAUUGGAUGGACUGAGUAUAACUGCUCAUCAAGUAUCAAAGUACAGGAUGAACAGAGUGGAACAGUGCAUUUAGUAGGUUCCCACUACAUCCCUUCUUCUGCUUGCCAUUUGAAUCACCAAUGGACUAUAAACUUCUUCCUUACGCUGCUGCUGUACAGUUUACUUUACUGAAAUGGAACAACUAAAACAUACUGACAGCCAGUUCAACUUAUAGGAAAUCAACAUAGAGAAAAUAUCAUGAGAAGUAUUGUCGAGAUGGUGCAUAGAGUAGCUUCAUAUUUGUGUAUCUAUAUUCACUCCCAAGGUGAAAACAAAAGCUAGGAUAGACUUCCUUAUCUCUUGACGCUUCACUAUGGGAUAUGUUUUUCUCCCCAUUGUGAAUUGAUAGAAAUAUAUGAAAGCUUACUAGCUUCAAAAGCUUCAGAAUUAAUUGUAUAUGGUUUCAAAUCUUGAAUUUUUUCUAGGCUUCGGUCUAGAUAAGAUUGUACAUAAAAUCCCUAGUAUAUAUCCUUUUGUGGCUCCA
Rosa chinensis is the source of this 2073-nucleotide messenger RNA. RefSeq names its product aspartic proteinase 39. Gene Ontology annotation, biological process: proteolysis. NCBI's taxonomy places the organism in Eukaryota, Viridiplantae, Streptophyta, Magnoliopsida, Rosales, Rosaceae. Bases 171 to 1721 code for a protein of 516 amino acids. The record is from RefSeq and is a predicted model, not a curated record. The transcript is spliced from 10 exons. Gene Ontology annotation, molecular function: aspartic-type endopeptidase activity.